Hypomesus transpacificus is the source of this 2890-nucleotide messenger RNA. RefSeq names its product SH3-domain binding protein 2 (gene sh3bp2). Gene Ontology annotation, molecular function: SH3 domain binding. The transcript is spliced from 13 exons. NCBI's taxonomy places the organism in Eukaryota, Metazoa, Chordata, Actinopteri, Osmeriformes, Osmeridae. The record is from RefSeq and is a predicted model, not a curated record. The coding region runs from base 228 to 1994 and encodes 588 amino acids. Gene Ontology annotation, biological process: signal transduction.
GCGAUCCAAUCAGCAGCUUGGAAAGCGCAUGCACAUUCCAGAGGAAACCUUCCACUUCCUGUCAUUUAGUUUGCCCUAGGGUUGAGGUCUGAGAUAGUAGGUUGGGUGUGUAUGUUUGUGUGUGUGUGUGUGUGUGUCCUCUGCGCUCCAUGCUCAGUCCUAGCCACAGAAAGUUCUAGAGUUCAGACCAGGGUUCAGUAGGCAGCAGAGCAGUGCAGAGUGAGGUCAUGGACCUGUUGCCGGUGCUGCUGUCCAAGGCCAGCCAGCUGAGAGAGAACCCAGUGCUGCAGAACCUGAGGAAGAGGAUAAGCAGGAGCUCCAUGGCUGCGGUGGAGGUGUCAUGGCCGAUCCCCAUGAGGGCUAUUGGGGCCCAGAACCUGCUGACCAUGCCCGGGGGAGUGUCCUCCUCCGGGUACCUGCACAAGAAGGGAGGCAGCCAGUUCAGCCUCAUGAAAUGGCCCCUGCGUUACGUCAUCUUGCACAAGGGGUGUCUGUACUACUUCAAGAGCAGUACCUCUGCUGCCCCACAGGGGGCCUUCUCCCUCAACGGGUACAACAGGGUGAUGCGAGCGGCCGAGGAGACCACCUCCAGCAACGUGUUCCCCUUCAAGGUGGUCCACUUCAGCAAGAAGCACCGCACCUGGCUGUUCUCUGCCGCCAGCGAGGACGAGAGGAGGAAGUGGAUGAGGACCCUGCGCAGAGAGAUCGACUAUUACAACGACAGGACGGACUCCUUCGCUUCCAGCGAUCCAGACUCUGAUGCGGACAGUUUCUAUGGGUCAAUUGAGCAGCCGCUGAAUAUAAACCCCACCCCCCACAACCCAGAGGACGAUUACAUGGUGGAAGAAGAUGAGGAUGAUGAGGACGAUGAUUAUGUCAAACCAGACGAUUCACCUACUUCUUCAGGCAAGCCAACUGCUCCACCCCCCUCCUACCCUCCCCCGCCAGUCCCAGGCCAAAACAGACAAGACUCCGCCUCUUCUCACUUCAAGUCCCUCCCCCCUCCCGUGCCCUUACCCAACAGGACCUCCACCAGCACUGUGCUCAAGAAACCCCCCCCACCCUACCCCCCGCCCAAGCACACAGAAACACCCGUCAGCAAAGGUCCCCCGCCACCUCUGCCCUUUGCCCCCCAUCUCACUAAGGCCUGUUUGGACAGGAGUCCCCCCUCGCUCUCCCCCAGCCCCACCCCCCCUCCGCUCCCCCCGGCCAGCCUCAAGAAGCCGGCCCUGGGGAGGGUCUCAAACACCUUGCCCGUGGGGGGCGACCAACGAGACAGGGUCGCCGUGAGCGUGAGCCUCAAGUCCCCCGCCACCCUCCCCAUCUGCAACGACCUGAAGAACAGGAUGGUCCUCGACGACCUCGCCCCCACCCCCGGUUACCACGGGAACAGCCACCGAAGCUCCCCGGCGCUGGUGCCCCAGUUCCGCCUCCCAGCCCACCUCCCGCCUCCGACCCCCUCUCUGCACACCCUCGCUGUCCCCAGGAUGAACCUGAUCAAGGCUCCCGCAAGCCCCAAGCCCCCCCUGCACCCAAACAAGACCAGGGGAUCCUCCAUGCAAGCAUGUCCUGAAGGGCAGAGCUUCAGAGCCUCCAUCGAGGAGAAGCCUUCACGCAGCCCAAGCCCCAGGAACCAGCCCGACUCUGAUGAAGACUAUGAGAAUGUCCAGCUGCCGGACUCUGUAUUUGUGGACACCACAGAGACUGGCAGUGUUGAAAGGAUGUUUAAAGAAAAUUGUGGAUUUCCAUCGGAUGGUCUCUACUGUAUCAGAAACUCUGGAACAAAAACUUCAAAGGUUCUAGUGGUGUGGGACGUCAGUCUGAACAAGGCCAGAAACUACCGUGUGUUUGAAGAGAUGUCACGCGUGUUCCUGGAGACAGACAUGACCUUCCCGUCUCUGGCAGCUCUAGUGGAGCACUACUACAUUCACCCACUGCCCAACCACGGCUCCCUGUGCCUGCAGCAGCCCUACGGAUACACUGUCCCCAGGUGACCCGGACCCCCGAUCCUCCAUCCUUCCCAACCACGGCUCCCUGUGCCUGCAGCAGCCCUACGGAUACACUGUCCCCAGGUGACCCGGACCCCCGAUCCUCCAUCCUUCCCAACCACGGCUCCCUGUGCCUGCAGCAGCCCUACGGAUACACUGUCCCCAGGUGACCCGGACCCCCGAUCCUCCAUCCUUCCCAACCAGGGCUCUCUGUGUCUGCAGCAGCCUUGCCGAUACACUGUUCCCAGGACACACUGACCCUUGACCCUACACCGGGUGUUGCCCUGCGCUGUCGACCCUGAAUCUGGAGGACCAACCUGGCAUGAGGGGGUGUGGACUGUGAGAAGUAAAUGAUUACUUCCACACAAGGCCUAAAAGUGCCUUGCUCAAACACAGCAAAGGUGCCAAACAUUUCACAUCAUUUCAGUCCAAACACAUUUGUCUUGGAGACUAAACACACACACCAAAAGGACCAGUCAAACCCUGCAGUGUGGAUGGUGCCUCACCAGGGGGACCUUUGGUCUUACGGGAUAGUCUUCAAACCACCUCAGCUAGCUGUGCUGACUGCAGCCAGCCCUGGACUUGCUGGCAGUGCAGCAGGGAACCACCAGGGAGCAGCCUGGAGCUACAGUAAACACAACUCCAAACCCAACUCCAGUGACUGACUGAUACACCUCACCUUGGUUUGUUAUGGAAACAAACACUAUAGAAGUCGAUGCUGUUAAACACAAACUAGGGCUGUAGAACACAACAGAGCUAAAUGGACUCUACUGGACUUCCACAGAAACACUGUUUCUAAUGAUAUAUUCACACGUUUACUGUUGCACUAUAUACUACUGUAUAUAUUUGACGAACUGUUCCUGUACAUGCUGUAAAAUGACUUCUGUAAAGUUGUAAAUAUA